AUGGUUGAACGAGAUCUAAUCCGAACCGCUCAACCACGCGUCGAUGGUUUUGGAGCUGAGUUAUUCUCAACAAAAUUUGACAAACAGUACAAGUCACGAGACUGCACUCAAGGUUGUGAGCGUGCUAUUCGCACAAUCGAAUUAGCAAAAAGAGCUCGGAACGUCAAAUUUUCACUACAAGAAUCGUCUCAAAAAGACCUGAUUGCUCGGAUCUAUCAGCUUUUAUCGAAAUCAUCCAAUUUACCAGCAAAAGAGAAAGAGCCAACGCUACACGAGAUGCAAUACAAUGCUAACUGGCUGAUUGACCCGGAAAGUACAAUUGGAGAUGUUUGGUACAAGAUACAUCAUUCUUUCCAAAAUAGACCAAAGUGGCUUGAUCCUUAUGCGGUGAUCAUGUGUCUCGCUACUCAAACUUUCAAAUCUGAAGACGCCAAUCAGAUAAACCAAGUUCUAUUUGCCCUUGUUUUUCUGCCUCGUGUUACCGAGAUUAGGUUGCCCGUUACGGAUACAUAUCAUUUAUAUCAAGGCUAUUGUUUCAAACAUAAUAAAAUAAGAUCCUUAGUCGCUAGUCAAGUGCGGAUUUUGGAGGAAUGUCCAGAGACGUAG
This is a messenger RNA of Botrytis byssoidea, 606 nucleotides long. RefSeq lists its product as uncharacterized. The coding region runs from base 1 to 606 and encodes 201 amino acids. The record is from RefSeq and is a predicted model, not a curated record. The transcript has 2 exons. Lineage: Eukaryota; Fungi; Ascomycota; Leotiomycetes; Helotiales; Sclerotiniaceae.